AAGUUUUGACAAAGCGUUUCCUUAUGUGAAAAUCUGUUUGUCACUUGAAUGUGUAAAAAGUAAACAUUGACAAAUACUGAUAUAGAAAUCGACAAACGUGGGAAAAGGCAAUAGCAAGUCAGAAUGUCUGGACGCGAUGGCGGUAAGAAGAAGCCUCUGAAGGCGCCCAAGAAGGACUCAAAGAAUCUAGACGAGGAGGACAUGGCCUUCAAGCAAAAGCAGAAGGAGCAGCAGAAGGCUCUGGAGGCGGCCAAGGCAGGUGCCGCCAAGAAGGGACCUCUUCUCGGCGGCGGGAUCAAGAAGUCCGGCAAAAAGUGAUCCAUAGCCACACUUUCAUAUGAAUUCCUUAGCAUAUUCAAAACACACCAAUGCAGAAAUUAAAGUCUUCACGUUAUUGUACAGCAAAUAUUGCUGAAAAAACCUAAAA
Drosophila simulans is the source of this 427-nucleotide messenger RNA. Its product is annotated as translation machinery-associated protein 7 homolog. The coding region runs from base 124 to 318 and encodes 64 amino acids. The transcript has a single exon. NCBI's taxonomy places the organism in Eukaryota, Metazoa, Arthropoda, Insecta, Diptera, Drosophilidae. The record is from RefSeq and is a predicted model, not a curated record.